Messenger RNA from Spodoptera exigua (beet armyworm), 2291 nucleotides. The record is from the annotation of a GenBank genome assembly. Lineage: Eukaryota; Metazoa; Arthropoda; Insecta; Lepidoptera; Noctuidae.
AUGGUAGUGGAAACAAAACCAGACCCGAGCGUACGGCGCGUAGCGUUCCGCGCGCCUCAAAGAGCUAAUAGACCACCACUGACGGGGCCCUAUAGGGCUGAUGUUCAGCCGGGGUUGAGGGGUAAGCGCAAUGAGGCACCGCGACCUCGGCCCAGAGCAGGAGAAGGAGCAGGGGGGUUUUUAGUCGGCAAACUAGCAGACGGAUUACCUGAUGGUAAGCAAUCGGCGCCGCCCAUGGACAACCGCAACACUAAAGAUGUUACAAACCACGAAUGCAAAGAGAAAUGUCGCAACACUCAGAGACAAACAAAAAGGUCAAAUGCUAUUACACCAUUUAACGUGUACACAAUUGUUGCUAAAAUUUACUUCAUCAGUCAAGAGGUUCGGGACUGCCCGACUCGAACCAGUGUUCCGCGCGCGCCUCAAAGAGCCAAUAGACCACCACAGACGGGGCCCUAUAGGGCUGAUGUUCAGCCGGGGUUGCGGGAUGCCCCGACAAUGAGUAGUCCCCCGAUAGAGGAUACUGGCCCCCCCAGUCCGGAGCCAGUUACCCGACCCCCAAGCCAACCAUCCGAUAGUCCCUGGCCACUAUAUGAAGACGAUGAAGAUGCAGCAUUCGUACCACAAAACAAUGCAAGAGAUUUCAAUGCCAUAAUUACAAGAGCUCGUCACAAUGUACAACACACUGUAGAGCCGAGUGAGGAUAGCAACACAGCUUCCUCAGUCAGCGAGGAGUCCAACCACUCCUUACCAGCUAUAGCAUGGAACAACAAUGAUCAAGUUGAACCAGAGGAACCGCCAGCUAAAGUAAGGAAAGUACACAGUCCACAAGAAGAAAUUGAUGGGGAAACUUGUCCCAUCUGCUUAGACAUAUGGGGUAACUCCGGUGCACACAGACUAGUUGCUUUGAAAUGUGGACAUUUGUUUGGUUCCGAGUGUGUAGAAAGAUGGCUCAAGGCACAGCCUGCGAAAGACAAAACCUGUCCAACGUGCAAAAGUAAAGCGUCGCUCAAAGAUCUAAGGUUCAUUUACGCAAGGAAGCUCAUAGCCGCCGACACUACGGAGAUCACUAGCUUGCAGAAACAAGUAGAGAUACUCCAGACAGAGAAGAACAGGACAGAAUUAGAACUACAGAAGACGAAAAUAGCUCAUCGCGCUUGUGCAGCGGAACUGGAGACUUUAAAGAACUCAUUGUUAAAAUCUCAGACGAUGAAGGAACUUAUCAGUAAGCGCACUUGGCGAUAUGCUUUGGAGAAGAAUUUGGAGGUAUGCAAGGACGGUGGCUGUAGAGUUCUUACGUAUAACUGUCGGACUUACGAGCUGUACGUGUCACAGAAGAGUGUCAACUACCUCUUCCCUGGAUAUGGGAUUAGAAAAGUCAACUGUAUAGACUAUUCUUUAGGCCAAUUCGUGCAUUUGCAUCCGAAACCUAUCAGAGAUAUGGCGUAUUCUCAGCCUAGGGACUUACUUCUAAGUGUAGGGUUAGAUAGUACCGCGCGGAUUGUUGACAGAGGUAUUCUUAGUGCGACAGUGAACACAGGCUUCCCAUUGUGGUCGUGUGCUUGGGACUGUUCUAACACUAGCGAGUUUUACGUGGGAGGUGUGGGCGGGAUCGUGAAUGUAUACGAUUUCAGAAACCUGUCUGCCUGUCUCGGUACCAUCGCCUGCAAUAGAGACAUGUCUCCCGUAGUUUCUCUGUGCUCCACUCCCUACGGCUUAUUGUCCUGCCAACUGAACAAGUGCUGGCUCUGUGUACCACAAGACGGUAUUUGGAAGCAGAAACCGAUGCCCGUGGAAGGGUCUUUCAUGUCUAUGAGUUAUGAUAGCGAAACUCAAAGGGCUUUAGUAUCGGUCCGACCUAGUGCAUCAGGGUCUGAGCGAUCUAAGCUAGUAGUUUGCAAAUUUUCCGAAGGUCUAACUGAUAAGGUCAUGAUAGAUGUAGAGGAGACGUUUAGUGGAUCUGCAAGAGCGUCUCUGAUGUCGAGGUCGACUUUCUGCAAAGCCCCAGGAGCUUCAUGGGUGGCGGCCCAUUCUGAGAGCGAUUCUGCACUGUUUUUGCAUGGGCUGGACGGAGCGAGGACCAUGUCACUGCCAGCUGCGGAACCAGCACUAGACGUAUGCUCAUUAUACCUGAAUGGAAACAGCAUUCUAGCAGCUUUAUCAGAAUCUAGGUUAAGAAUGUAUAGAGCUGUCCAGACCAGUGUUUAAAAGACUGAUCAGUGAAUCUUGGACCUUUUUAAAGUGCGUGAUCUUUGUGUAUCUAUAUUGGAAGACGCUGGUCGUAUUGAUGG